UCUUCACAUGGGGUUAAAGAAGUGUAUGUGAUUUAAGGAGCAUUGAAAAAUCUACAGGGCUCUUGGUUCUGUGUCUCUAAGCUGAUCCUGAUUAUAGAAAAUUGCAGAAGAGAAUCAUUUAAAGCCUACUUAGAAAAAUUCAAAAAUUUCCCUGAUAUAAUGGAAAGUGUAGAUCCUUUAGCUUGGAAAUAAGGAAUUUGUGCGUAAAAAAAUAAUGACAAAUCAGAAUAUGCCAAAGGUAUAUACCAAUAAGUCUGUCCGAGUAAUGGCAUUGCCUCAUAAAGAGCGUAAUAAGUCAUGCUCCGUAGUCCCCAGGUUCCCUCGUUCGAACUAUUCUCAAUCAAAAUACCUGACCAACAGCUCACUUCGGAGUAUACGAAAUAUAUCUCCAAAAUUUAAGCGGAGAAUUCCAGCUAUCACCAAGAAAUACGAGAAAAAUCUCGCUUGAAAGAACUCUGAUAAGCCUAAAAUUGUUGGUCAGAUCAGCAGAAAACCUCAUGUCUGUUCAGCCCAUAACUGCUUUAACCUCUGUAAGCUGGAUGGAAUCAAGUUGAUGAGCAAGUAAUACAGCUACCCCAAAGAUGAAUAUGAAUCUGUUGCCCAGAAGUACGAAGACUAAUAGCCAAGAUCAUAUUGUAGACUUCAGAAGCAUCAAUAACUUUCAGAGCUAUGCAAACCUAUACAAUGCAGGCAGACGAGGCAGAGAGGUCCUUGCAGGAAUUUAUGAUGAACAAUUAUAAGCAGAAUAGACAAAGAAAAGUCACUUGAUCUCAUCUCUAUUAAAGGAAAAUAAAGCACCCUGUAAAAUAAAAAAGAUUAAAAGAGUCAAAGGAAGAAUCCUUCAGAAAGUUAGAAAGGAAUAACAAAGUCCUGCCACUAUGCGAUGUGGCAAAGAUCAAAAAGGCCACUUCAACUUCUCCAAAACAAAAUCCAUCAAAUACACUGCCUAAAAACUCCUGCCAAAUCCUACCCAAAGUAGAAAGAUCAAAAUCCUCAGCCCACAUCCACAAUACUAACAAAUCAAAUCUACUCAAAAUAACCAAGAACCACUAUAAAACCAACCCACCAAGCAUUCUAAAAUCCCAAACCGCUUCUCUACCCAAAAACCCCCAGACCCAGCUAAACCAAGACCUCGUCCUCUACCUUGCUGA
Moneuplotes crassus is the source of this 1151-nucleotide messenger RNA. NCBI's taxonomy places the organism in Eukaryota, Ciliophora, Spirotrichea, Euplotida, Euplotidae. The record is from the annotation of a GenBank genome assembly.